Molecule: messenger RNA, 3138 nt
Organism: Candidozyma duobushaemuli
Lineage: Eukaryota; Fungi; Ascomycota; Pichiomycetes; Serinales; Metschnikowiaceae
Exons: 4
Coding region: 1-3138 (1045 amino acids)
Biological process (GO): protein ubiquitination; ubiquitin-dependent protein catabolic process
Cellular component (GO): nucleus
Molecular function (GO): zinc ion binding; ubiquitin protein ligase activity; phosphatase activity
Source: RefSeq, a predicted model, not a curated record
AUGAUACACCUUCUGGACCGAAUGGAACCUCGUCCACGUGCACGGAGCACCUCCAGUGCUUCAAAGUACGGUCCUUCAAGAAGAGGCUCCAUUUCAUCCCCAAAGGCCACCCCCAAGUCUGGAUAUGACUCCUCAAGUUCCUCAGACAAGGAUGGCAUGGCUGGAGAAUUAGAUCAGAUCGGCCGUUUGAGCAUCCCGUCAUGGCCAUCGUUGAAAGAGGGCUUCCCGAACUUCUCCGGCUUCCCCAGCUUUGGCAAUCUACCUCAGCUCCCGUCUUUUGAUCUACCCUACUUUGAUCUAUCCGAGGUCUCCAAAUAUGUUUCACAAUACAUGAACUCCUUGAAGGGCAAGGACGGCGCCGAGGAGGACCCGGAGCGCAUGAACUCGGUCAAAACUGCCGUGGCUACAAAGAUACAGAUGAACAGUUUCCUACAAGACUUGCGAAACGGCCGAUCCCUUCAAGCUGCUAUUGAUAGACUACAGCCACUCACGGAUUUAAUCCAUGAGGUCAUUACUCUUCCUGUGGAUGGCGACGAAGAGCUCGAGAAGGAGCUGGAAACGGCAUUUGAGCCCGAAGGUGUAGGUGAAAUUGUGAACCGUGACCAACCAUUAUUGACCCAACUAGUGCCCCCUGAGGGAGAGGAAAUUGAUGGGCUUUUAGAUCCAACGCACAGACCCAGGCGAGACAGACAUAGAAACAAGGCCCAUAGGCUUUUUAAGCGUGCUGGCAGUGUUGUGCUUUCGGAUGAUACCCAGACAGGGAGCGACUUAGACUAUAUGGAUGAACUCACGCCUGAGGAGGCAAGGGCACUCACACAUUUGGAUUCGAUAGAUGACUUUUACAAAGAGGAUCUUCUCCGCAGCAAGAUCCAGAAAAUUCAAAAUUUGGCCGACCUCAGUCAGCUGUCCAAGAACAAAUUGGUAACGCGUCUCAUGAUGGGCAACUAUUACAAGUACAUCAACGAGAAGCUCUCGGAAGAAAAGGGCUUUUCAUUGCGGAAUCAGGCUGGACUCCACUUGCCGGAGGAGAAAGACAAGGAGUGCAAACAUGAGGUCGAGGAGCAACCACCAUUAACGAAUGACGAAGAAUCAGGGGACGAGAGCAUGGAGGAAGUGGACGAUGAUGAGGUGGUUUUGACUAGAGAGGAUACAUUGCCAUCUUGGUUUGAUAAAGAGAAGAACAUUUUGGGUUGCAGCCAUUACCAAAGAAAUUGCAAACUUGAAUGUCCCACAUGUCUCAAAUGGUACCCUUGCCGAUUCUGCCACGAUCAAGAGGUUCUGGACCAUAAGCUUCAACGAAACGCUGUCAAACAUAUUCUUUGCAUGAAGUGCAAUGCUCCUCAGGUUCCAGACACCGCAUACUGUGUCAACUGUGAAGAGGAACUAGCAAACUACUUCUGUCUCAAAUGUGUGUUGUACGACAAUGACCCCAACAAGGAUAUUUACCACUGUGAUAAAUGUGGUAUUUGCCGUUUGGGCCUUGGAAUUGGCAAAGACUACUUCCAUUGUGACGAGUGCAAUAUCUGCCUAAGCAUCGACUUGAAGGAACAUCACAAGUGUGUGACCAAUACCACCCAUUGCAACUGCCCCAUCUGCAACGAGUAUCUUUUUGCAAGUGUCAGCAAGGUGGUUUUCAUGAAAUGUGGCCACCUGAUCCACGAGCUGUGCUACGACGAGAUGGUGAAACAUUCAUACAAGUGCCCUGUUUGCAAGAAGACCGUGGUGAAUGUCGAAACACAAUUCAGAAUCCUCGAUCAGGAAAUUCGUCAGCUGCCUCUUCCCCACCCAUACAACAUGUGGAGGUGCAUCAUUAGCUGCAACGACUGUAAAGGCAAGUCAAGUUGUCAAUACCAUGUGCUUGGGCUCAAGUGCAAGUAUUGUCAAAGCUACAACACCAACCAGCUCAAGCUCAUAAAGCCGGAGGAGGAGAGUGUCGACAAUUCCGCAGAAGAGGAGCUGGACGGCGACAAUGAUCGUAUUGCGUCGAUGCGGCUCAUGCAAACGAACCUCAGCAGCAACUUCAUCAUCGACGAGCAAACGACAGACAACAACACUGAGUACGACGCAGACUACAACAGUGAUGGUGAGGAGCUGGAUGACCAAGGCGGCAACUCCGGCAGCAUAGUGAAUUUCCGCAGGCUCACCAAAUCGCUACUAGGAAAGAGAGACGUUGACAGGACUUCAAUAACGGCAGUUUUCCAAAACUUUAUCAAUAAUACGAUGUCGGAGAUGAACUCCGAUAACGAAGUGCACGCCUUCAUUUCUUCGGCAGCUCUGGUCACUCAUUUUGUUUCUCCCCAGAACUUGAUCAUACGCCCACUCAUGCUCUUGUGGCUUCUAAUAACAUUUCCAUUCACCUACUUCUUCGAGCAGGAGUAUCCUCAAAUUCUCAGCAACAACUCGCCGACCUCCCAGGAGGAGCAGCGGGAGAAGAUUGAGUUGCUCAAGCAAGAGCGCAUCAUGGCCAACCACAUCAAGUCACCCUCUUCCCUGUCGAAACUAUUCCCAUUAUCCCGAAAUCCCGACAAAAGAAAGAAGAAGAAGGUGCUCAUAUUAGAUCUAGACGAGACGCUUAUUCACUCCCUCUCGCGAGGUGCUCCCGGUCACUCGUUGAAAGUCAACAACGUCUCCACACUAUACUAUGUUUAUAAAAGACCCUACUGCGAUUUUUUCCUCAAAGAGUUGAGCAAGUGGUUUGAGCUUCAGAUAUUCACUGCCAGCGUGCAAGAGUAUGCUGAUCCCAUUAUCGAUUGGCUAGAAAUGGACUUGAUCGACUACAAGAAGGUCCAAGGUGCCCAGCGAGACCCGCCAAGCAAGGUGUUCACCAAGCGCUACUACCGUAACGAUUGCACGUACAGACAGGGCGUCGGAUACAUCAAGGAUUUAUCCAAGUUCUUCCCGAAGGACGACGAUCUCAAGAACGUGAUCAUCUUGGACAACUCCCCAGUGAGUUAUGCUUUGCACGAGCACAAUGCCGUGAUGAUCGAAGGCUGGAUCAACGACCAGAGCGACAGAGACUUGGUAAACCUUUUGCCCAUGCUCUACAGUUUGAGUAUGUGUAUUGACGUGAGGUUUAUCUUGGAAUGCGGAGCGGCGAAAAACUCUUUGAGAGUUUAUGAUAUAGUUAAUGAUUCAUGA